This is a messenger RNA of Humulus lupulus (European hop), 468 nucleotides long. RefSeq lists its product as uncharacterized. The record is from RefSeq and is a predicted model, not a curated record. The coding region runs from base 1 to 468 and encodes 155 amino acids. NCBI's taxonomy places the organism in Eukaryota, Viridiplantae, Streptophyta, Magnoliopsida, Rosales, Cannabaceae. The transcript has a single exon.
AUGUCUCCUUAUCACCUAGUUUAUGGGAAGGCAUGCCAUCUUCCCGUGGAGUUGGAACACAAGGCAUUUUGGGCAUUAAAGAAUCUGAAUAUGGAUCUCUCAACUGCUGGAGAGGCCAGGAAAUUGCAGCUAAAUGAGCUAGAUGAGCUGUGUUUAUUUUCCUAUGAAAAUGCAAAGCUGUACAAAGAAAAGACGAAGAAAUGGCAUGACAGCAGGAUCAAGGAAAGAGUAUUUGAGAAAAAUCAGCAAGUGUUACUGUUUAACUCCAGGUUGAAGCUAUUUCCUGGAAAGCUUAAGUCCCGUUGGUCUGGACCAUUUACUGUGAUGGAAGUGUAUCCAUUUGGAGCUGUCCUGGUGAAAGAUGAAAAAUCUGGAAGAGAAUUUAAGGUUAAUGGGCAGAGGCUGAAAUACUACUGGGGUGGGGAGGUCGAUAGAGAAAAGACCUCCGUCAGUCUGAAGGAUGCUUGA